GAAGAUGGCGGCGGCCGCGCGGGAGCGGGCAGGUGCGCUGUGGAGGCUGACCCUGAGCGGGAGGCUGGCCUGGGGGCUCCUUCCGCCCCCCGGCGCCGCGCCGCACCUGCUCUUCCACACCGGCUCCUCCCUUGACAUUUCCCGAAGGUGGGAGAAGAAGAAUAAAAUCGUUUACCCUCCGCAGCUGCCUGGAGAACCUCGGAGGCCGGCAGAAAUCUACCACUGCCGGAGACAGAUCAAGUACAGCAAGGACAAGAUGUGGUAUUUGGCAAAGCUGAUCCGAGGGAUGUCCAUUGACCAGGCCUUGGCGCAGCUGGAAUUUAGUGACAAAAAAGGGGCCCAAAUAAUUAAAGAGAUUCUCUUAGAGGCGCAGGACAUGGCGGUGCGAGACCACAACGUGGAGUUCAGAUCCAACUUGUACGUAGCGGAGUCCACCUCCGGGCGCGGCCAGUACCUGAAGCGCAUCCGCUACCACGGCAGGGGCCGCUUCGGGAUCAUGGAGAAGGUUUACUGCCAUUACUUCGUGAAGCUGGUGGAGGGCCCCCCGCCCCCGCCGGAGGCCCCCAAGACAGCGGCCGCCCGCGCCCAAGAGUACGUGCAGGAGCUCCGCCAGCGGACGGUCAUCCACUCUCUGUGACGGCCAGGCCGGCUGCGGCGGCGCCCUGCUUCCUGAGGCCAACGCGAGUUAAGGACAGAUGCCUUGUGUGACCCGUCGUGGCGUUUCUGAGCCGACGCACAAGUGCUGGCUUCGCGGAAGUGACAUCCAAGGCUCUGCCCGUGGCGCCAGCCUCUGGCUGUGGUCUGAGGCCUUGGCCCCUGGGAGGGGGCCGGCUCAAGUCCCUUCUGAAGGGACCGUGGCCUUCCAGCCGGUGCCCUGCAGGGGAGCAGACAGUGCUGCCUGCGCAGGGAUGGGCACUCGCCUGUCCUGACCCACCUGCUUCCUCGUGGCCCUGGGAGGGUGGAGGUGAACCAGCUGCCCUGGGAGUGUUUCAGGGUCUGCGCUUCCAGCUCCCCUCAGUCCCCGCGGGCCCGGGGCCCGGGGCGAUGGCUGUCGUCCUGCUUUCGCUGUAACUUAGAUUUUAUUAGGGGCACUCACCUAAAAGUCCAGGACCGCUUUAACUUUGGAAGUUUUCUUCUAUUCAAUAAAGCCUGUUCUUGUCUGCUUCCAGCAGUGCUCUUGCUGCUUUGUU
This is a messenger RNA of Talpa occidentalis (Iberian mole), 1190 nucleotides long. RefSeq names its product mitochondrial ribosomal protein L22 (gene MRPL22). Gene Ontology annotation, cellular component: ribosome; mitochondrial large ribosomal subunit. Bases 5 to 637 code for a protein of 210 amino acids. Gene Ontology annotation, biological process: ribosome assembly; translation. Lineage: Eukaryota; Metazoa; Chordata; Mammalia; Eulipotyphla; Talpidae. Gene Ontology annotation, molecular function: structural constituent of ribosome. The record is from RefSeq and is a predicted model, not a curated record. The transcript is spliced from 7 exons.